CGCCAACACCACACUCACAACUCACAACACACACUACUCUCACUCUUCAGCUUCUGAUCUUUUUUCCCGGAGGAGAAAGCAUGACGGACAUUACGGAUGAUAUAGCAGAGGAGAUAUCGUUCCAGGGGUUUGAAGAUGACUGCAGAUUACUCGGAAACCUGCUCAAUGAUGUUCUCCAACGCGAAUUAGGGCCUGACUUCAUGGACAAACUCGAAAGGACCAGAGUUCUCGCACAGAGUGCAUGCAACAUGAGGAUGGCAGGAAUUGAGGACACAGCGGAGCUUCUUGAGAAGCAAUUGUCUGCAGAGCUGUCUAAGAUGACCCUUGAGGAAGCCCUGUCACUUGCUCGCGCAUUCAGUCAUUAUCUAAACCUGACAGGGAUUGCCGAAACACAUCACAGAGUAACUAAAGCUCGAGGGUCCGCAAAUUUAUCAAAAUCGUGUGAUGAUGUUUUGAAUCAGCUUGUGCAAGGUGGUAUUUCUCCAGCAGACCUAUAUGAUACUGUUUGCAAGCAGGAGGUUGAAAUUGUCCUGACAGCACACCCGACUCAAAUAAAUCGUAGAACUCUGCAAUAUAAACAUAUCAAGAUUGCACAUCUUUUAGAAUAUAAUGAUCGGCCUGACCUAGGGCAUGAAGAUCGAGAGAUGUUAAUUGAAGAUCUGGUGAGAGAGCUUGCUUCAAUAUGGCAAACGGAUGAGCUUAGGCGACACAAACCUACACCAGUUGAUGAAGCUAGAGCUGGCCUCAAUAUUGUGGAGCAAUCACUUUGGAGAGCCGUACCUCAUUAUUUACGUCGUCUCAGUAAUGCACUAAAGAAGCAUACUGGAAAGCCCCUACCCUUGACAUGCACUCCAAUAAAAUUUGGAUCCUGGAUGGGGGGUGAUCGAGAUGGAAAUCCUAAUGUGACCGCAAAGGUCACAAGAGACGUGUCUCUUUUAUCCAGGUGGAUGGCUGUUGAUCUCUACUUGCGUGAAGUUGAUAACCUCAGAUUUGAACUCUCCAUGAACCAAUGCAGUGCAAAGUUAUCAGGAUUAGCACGUGAAAUUUUAGAAAAAGAGAAAACACUAGAUGACUGGCAUGAAACUCGGAGUCAACAAUCAAGUUUGGGCCAAUUCAAAAACUACAGCAAUCAUGCUCCACCUCUUCCAACACAGCUUCCAGCUGGUGCAGACCUGCCCUCUUGUGCAGAACACAAUGACAUGAAGACUCACUAUCCUAGACUAGAUGUCCCUGGAACAGAGUUUAAGCCAAUGAAUCGUCAGGGUAGACAGGAUUCCCUGAGAGAAUUUUCACUUGAUACAAGUAAACUUUCCAUCAAAACACAUGGAAAUGACAAUGCUAAUAAUUCUGGAAAUGGUCAGUCAGUUGUGACACCACGAGGAACAGCUUCUAGUUCGAGUCAGCUUCUACUUCAGAGGAGACAAUUUGCUGAAUCUCAGAUAGGAAGGACUAGUUUCCAGAAGCUCCUAGAACCAAGCUCUUCCCAGAUACCUGGAAUAGCUCCCUACAGAGUUGUUCUUGGGGAUGUGAAAGAAAAGCUUUCCAAGAGUCGAAGACGGCUAGAACUUCUUCUUGAGGACCUUCCUUGUGAAUAUGACUCUUGGGAUUAUUAUGAGACUUCAGAGCAACUUCUUGAACCUCUCUUACUGUGCUAUGACUCACUGCAAUGUUCCGGGUCUGGGAUCUUAGGUGAUGGCCGACUUGCUGACCUAAUUAGGCGUGUUGCUACUUUUGGGAUGGUGCUAAUGAAGCUCGACCUUCGCCAGGAAUCUGGUAGACAUUCAGAAACACUGGAUGCAAUAACCAAAUAUCUGGAUAUGGGUGCCUAUAGUGAGUGGGAUGAAGAUAAGAAACUGGAAUUCCUGACAAGAGAGUUGAAGGGGAAGAGGCCUCUAGUUCCUCCAACUAUAGAGGUCACCCUUGAUAUUAAAGAAGUAUUAGAUACCUUCAGAGUGGCUGCUGAACUGGGAAGUGAUUCACUUGGAGCAUAUGUGAUUUCUAUGGCCUCCAAUGCUAGUGAUGUUCUGGCAGUUGAGCUUUUGCAGAAGGACGCUCGCCUAGCUGUUGCUGGAGAGCUAGGCAGACCAUGUCCUGGUGGAACGCUUCGAGUUGUUCCUCUAUUUGAAACUGUGAAGGACUUGAGACAAGCUGGUUCAGUCAUCAGAAAGCUACUAUCAAUUGAUUGGUAUCACGAUCAUAUUGUUAAGAACCAUAAUGGACACCAGGAGGUGAUGGUUGGAUAUUCUGACUCGGGUAAAGAUGCAGGACGCUUUACUGCUGCUUGGGAACUUUACAAAGCUCAACAAGAUGUUACCACAGCAUGUAAUGAAUUUGGCAUAAAGAUUACUCUAUUCCAUGGCCGUGGAGGCAGCAUUGGACGUGGUGGUGGUCCUACGCAUCUUGCUAUUCAGUCCCAACCGCCUGGUUCAGUUAUGGGUACUCUAAGAUCUACCGAGCAAGGUGAAAUGGUGCAGGCCAAGUUUGGGCUACCACAAAUGGCUGUACGACAGUUAGAGAUCUACACCACAGCUGUGCUUCUUGCUACCAUAAGACCACCCCAAUCACCCAAGGAAGAAAAAUGGCGCAAACUGAUGGAUGAAAUUUCACAAAUCAGUUCAACUACUUACAGGACCACUGUCUAUGAGAACCCUGAAUUUCUUGCCUACUUCCAUGAGGCGACACCUCAGGCUGAGCUCGGCUGUCUUAACAUUGGAAGCCGUCCAACACGCAGAAAGGUUUCAACUGGAAUCGGACACCUGAGGGCCAUUCCGUGGAUAUUCGCCUGGACUCAGACACGGCUAAUUCUCCCUGCUUGGCUUGGAGUUGGUGCAGGCUUGAAGGGCAUCUGUGAGAAAGGGCACACCGAAGAUUUACGAGCAAUGUACAAAGAGUGGCCUUUCUUCCAAUCAACUAUCGACUUGAUAGAGAUGGUUCUGGGAAAAGCAGACAUACCAAUAGCCAAGCAUUACGAUGAAGUUUUGGUGUCUGAGAGCAGGCAAGAGCUGGGGGCUGAGCUUAGGAGGGAACUUUUGACAGCAGAGAAGUUUGUACUGUUGAUAACCGGACACGAAAAACUGUCCGAAAACAACCGUAGCCUUCGGAAGCUGAUCGAGAGCAGGCUUCCCUAUCUGAAUCCAAUAAACAUGCUGCAGGUGGAGAUACUGAAAAGGCUGAGGCGAGACGACGACAACAACAAACUGCGAGAUGCCUUGCUUAUCACCAUUAAUGGCAUUGCUGCUGGCAUGAGGAACACGGGCUGAGCGACGUACUAGUAAAACUCAUCAUCUAUCUAAACAAUUUAGGCAAUAUCUGAUGAAAAAUAGUUUCUUGUUAUUUGCAUAUGCAGAAACCAUUUCUUCGUGACAUAAGUAUGUAAAUAUUGUCUCAGAAGAAAAUCUGAGAUCAGAAGUGUGAUGUCUUUUGAUGCAACGUUAUUACCUACUAGAGCAUUAUGAUUUUGUGCAGUUAGUGACAAAAUCUGAUGCUCAAAUAUCUCCCCAUCUAUUCCUGUCUGUUCCUAGUGAAACCUCUUUCUCUGGAGUAAAGAUUAUGCUCAGCAUCUGAUGCGGCAUGAGAUGAAAGAAGCCUCUCUUUAUUUGAA
Molecule: messenger RNA, 3601 nt
Organism: Salvia hispanica
Lineage: Eukaryota; Viridiplantae; Streptophyta; Magnoliopsida; Lamiales; Lamiaceae
Gene: PPC4
Product: phosphoenolpyruvate carboxylase 4
Biological process (GO): tricarboxylic acid cycle; carbon fixation
Cellular component (GO): cytosol
Molecular function (GO): phosphoenolpyruvate carboxylase activity
Source: RefSeq, a predicted model, not a curated record